Prorocentrum cordatum is the source of this 791-nucleotide messenger RNA. Lineage: Eukaryota; Dinophyceae; Prorocentrales; Prorocentraceae. The record is from the annotation of a GenBank genome assembly.
GGGUGGCUCCCAAGGGGGAUCAGGGCAGAGGGGGUUCAGGCCGUGUCAAGCCGACGUGGCGGCGACCCCGCCGUGGGCGUUCCAGGUAAACCGCUGCAAGUGGCCCAGAUGAACCUGCCCUAACUCCUUUUGAAAUCCUCCAGCCAGCGGGCGGGCGCACGGGGCGGCCCGAGAUCGGACGGGACUCCUGCGCGCACCGCGUGCGCGCGCGCGAUGGCGGCGGCGAGCCUGGCGGGCGCCGGGCCCCGCUGCCGGGCGUGGCUCCUCGUGCUGGCGGCGUGCCUGGCGGGCCAGGCGGCGGCCGCCGAUGGGGGGAAGAGCUUCUUUGACGUGGACUGGAGCGAUCCUGCCACCGCGGCGGUCGAGCUGGCCUGGCGCGUGGAGAUCGGGGGUGUCAAAAAGACAGGCACGAGACCAGGAUUCCCGAUUACGGUCAUGUUGCUUGGGGAUUGUCUCGCUACUCAUGCUCCAGCACCUCUACAACAGCAUAUGGUAACACGUGCUCAGGUGAAGAUUGCAUUCGCGCUCUCCCCGCUCAUCGCGAUCGCCUGCCUCUUCUGCUGCACCACAGACGAUCCGGAGGAGGAGGAACUCCGGAGAAAGAAGAAGUACGAUUUCAGCCUCCAGGGCGCGGAGUGAGCAGGGUGGCGCGGCAUGUGGCAUUGUGCCAAACCUCUUCCUCCUCCUUUCCCUCUUCCUCAUCCCCCUCCGCGUCCUCAUCAGUAUUCUCUCCCCGCUCAUUCUAAUUGCGUCCGCCACCACACCGAAACAAUCACGUUCGCGCGACCAUA